Messenger RNA from Chionomys nivalis (European snow vole), 1551 nucleotides. RefSeq names its product purine rich element binding protein A (gene Pura). Gene Ontology annotation, cellular component: nucleus. The transcript has 2 exons. The record is from RefSeq and is a predicted model, not a curated record. Bases 585 to 1550 code for a protein of 321 amino acids. NCBI's taxonomy places the organism in Eukaryota, Metazoa, Chordata, Mammalia, Rodentia, Cricetidae. Gene Ontology annotation, biological process: regulation of transcription by RNA polymerase II. Gene Ontology annotation, molecular function: DNA-binding transcription factor activity, RNA polymerase II-specific; purine-rich negative regulatory element binding; RNA polymerase II transcription regulatory region sequence-specific DNA binding.
CGUCUGGCUGCCACGACUCGCCGUGGCGGCGGCGGCGGCGGCGAGCGGAUCCCGCUGGGGAAGAAGGAGAAGGAGAGAGGGAGAGAGAGAGUGAGAGCCGGAGGGGCUGUGAGUGAGCGGGAGGAGCCGGGUGUCAGCCCGGCCUGCCCGCGGGAGCGAGACCCAGAGCGAGCGAGUGAGGCCCGAGCCCGCCGCGCGGCCGCCGCCUCCGCCUUCUCCCCUCCCCUCGCGGCCCGCCCCCGCCCGCAGCCCGCCCUCCUCGCGGCUCAGCCCGGAGAGCCCGAGAGAGGCGCCGUUCGGCUCGCGCCGCCGUCCAGAACAGGUGUGCGCGCGCGCCUCCCCCUCCCUCCUGCUCGCGCCCGCCUCGCGCGCGCCGGCCUCCCUCCCUCCAGCCCGCGCCCUCCCUCACCUGCGGCAGGACAGCGCCCGCCAGCCCGCCCGCCCCGAUCUCGCGAGAGUGGCUGACUGGCUGUGGGGGUUGCGGCGGCAGCAGGCGGAGCCGGGGAGGGAAAGCAGCGGCGGCUGAGGCGACUGAGGCGGCGGGCGGAGCGGCAGGCGGCGGCGCGGCGGCGGAGCGCAGCAUCAUGGCGGACCGAGACAGCGGCAGCGAGCAGGGUGGUGCGGCGCUGGGCUCGGGCGGCUCCCUUGGGCACCCAGGCUCGGGCUCAGGCUCCGGCGGGGGCGGUGGUGGCGGCGGGGGCGGCGGCGGCAGUGGCGGCGGCGGCGGGGCCCCGGGGGGGCUGCAGCACGAGACGCAGGAGCUGGCCUCCAAGCGGGUGGACAUCCAGAACAAGCGUUUCUACCUGGACGUGAAGCAGAACGCUAAGGGCCGUUUCCUGAAGAUCGCUGAGGUGGGCGCUGGCGGCAACAAGAGCCGCCUCACCCUCUCCAUGUCUGUGGCAGUGGAGUUCCGCGACUACCUGGGCGACUUCAUCGAGCACUACGCGCAGCUGGGCCCCAGCCAGCCGCCCGACCUGGCCCAGGCACAGGACGAGCCACGCCGGGCGCUCAAGAGCGAGUUCCUGGUGCGCGAAAACCGCAAGUACUACAUGGAUCUCAAGGAGAACCAGCGCGGCCGCUUCCUGCGCAUCCGCCAGACAGUCAACCGGGGGCCCGGCCUGGGCUCCACGCAGGGCCAGACCAUUGCGCUGCCCGCACAGGGGCUCAUCGAGUUCCGUGACGCUCUGGCCAAGCUCAUCGACGACUAUGGAGUGGAGGAGGAGCCGGCCGAGCUGCCCGAGGGCACCUCCUUGACUGUGGACAACAAGCGCUUCUUCUUCGAUGUGGGCUCCAACAAGUACGGCGUGUUUAUGCGAGUCAGUGAGGUGAAGCCCACCUACCGCAACUCCAUCACCGUGCCCUACAAGGUGUGGGCCAAGUUCGGACACACCUUCUGCAAGUACUCGGAGGAGAUGAAGAAGAUUCAAGAGAAGCAGAGGGAGAAGCGGGCCGCUUGUGAGCAGCUCCACCAGCAGCAGCAGCAGCAACAGGAGGAGACCACCGCUGCCACCCUGCUACUGCAGGGUGAGGAAGAAGGGGAAGAAGAUUGAU